GACACAUGGUGGCGCUGCAGGUUAAGAGGACCAAAAACAGAUUUACUGUAUGCCAGAACCUAGCCAGUUUCACACUGCCAGGAAGCUUUGUCAGAACAAAGGUGAGCAAGAAGCCUCUUAAACUCUAUUUCACAGUGUAGUUCACGGCCUUCUGGACUAAAGGACCAGGAUUACUAGAAUUCAUGGCAUAUACGAAGUUCCUGUGAUCUGAAUUUUAAGGAAAAAGCAAUGGAGAUCGGAUGGGUGCAUAAUCAGGUACAAAGACAAGCCCUGGUUCUCUUUAUUCUGCUCAGCAUGUCUGGGGUGGGCUCGGACUUGGGUCCCUAUUCAGUCGUGGAAGAAACCGAGCGAGGAUCAUUUGUGGCAAAUCUAGGGAAAGACCUGGGGUUGGGGUUGACUGAGUUGUCCACCCGCAGAACCCGGGUAAUUUUCCCAGGAGACAAAGAGCAUUUGCACUUAAGUACGAAGACUGGGGAUUUGCUCAUAAAUGAGAAACUAGACCGAGAGAAGCUAUGUGGUCCAACUGAACCUUGUGUAGUGCAUUUCCAAGUGUUAAUGGAAAAGCCCUUUGAGAUAGUUCAGGCUGAACUAAAGGUGAAAGACAUAAAUGACCAUGCUCCCGUCUUCUCUGAAAGAAAAAUGACUCUAAAAAUACCAGAAAACAGUCCUCUGGGAACUGCAUUUCCUUUGAGCAAUGCUGUGGACUUGGAUGUAGGCAGUAACGAUGUUGACAACUAUAAGAUCAGCUCCAGCUCCCACUUUCGUGUUCUAACUCGCAGGCGUAGUGAUGGCAGAAAAUACCCUGAGCUGGUGUUGGACAAGGAGCUAGAUCGGGAGGAAGAGCUUGAAAUCUCUUUAACUCUGAUAGCUCUGGAUGGCGGUUCUCCGCCUCGCUUUGGUACUGCCCAGGUGUACAUUGAGGUGGUGGAUAUCAACGACAAUGCCCCCGAGUUUGAGCAGCUGCUUUACAAACAGCAGAUUCCUGAGAACAGCCCUAUAGGAUCUAUGGUUGUCACUGUCUCUGCUAGAGAUUUAGACAGUGGAGUCAAUGGAAAGAUAUCAUACACACUCUUUCAACCUUCAGAAGAUAUUAGCAAAACUUUGGAGGUGAAUCCAGUGACAGGAGAAAUUCAAUUGAGAAAACAAUUAGAUUUUGAAACAGUUCCCUACUAUGAAGCUGACAUCAAGGUCACUGAUGGGGGAGGUCUUUCCGGAAAGUGCACUCUUAUGUUGGAAGUGGUGGAUGUGAAUGACAACCCCCCUGAAGUGACCCUGACCACAUUUACAAGUCCCAUCCCAGAGAACUCCCCAGAGGUUGUAGUUGCCGUUUUCAGUGUUUCAGAUAAGGACUCUGGAGACAAUGGGAAAACUAUUUGCACCAUACAGGAUGACCUUCCUUUUCAUCUAAAACCCUCAGUCAAGAACUUUUAUACCUUGGUUACUGAUAAGCCACUAGACCGAGAAGAGAGAGCCGAGUACACCAUCGUGAUCACGGUGAGCGACCUGGGCAGCCCGCGGCUGCAGAGCCAGCACCAGGUGACUGUGCGCGUGUCCGACGUGAACGACAACGCCCCCGCCUUCAGCCAGCGCGCCUACACCCUGCGCGUGCGCGAGAACAACAGCCCCGGGCUGGCGCUGGGCAGCGUGCGCGCCUGGGACGCGGACGAGGGCGCCAACGCGCAGCUCAGCUACUCGCUGCUGCCAUCGCCCUCGCCCUCGGCCUCGGCCUCGACCGGCCGCCCGCAGCAGCCGGCCCCGGGCGCGCUGGUGUCCAUCGACGCCGACAGCGGGCAGCUGUUCGCGCUGCGCGCCCUGGACUUCGAGGCGCUGCAGGCCUUCGAGUUCCUGGUGGGCGCCACGGACCGCGGGUCGCCGGCGCUGAGCAGCCAGGCGCGGGUGCGCGUGCUGGUGCUGGACGCCAACGACAACGCGCCCUUCGUGCUGCACCCGCUGCAGAACGGCUCCGCGCCCUGCACCGAGCUGCUGCCGCGCGCGGCCGGCGCGGGCUACCUGGUGAGCAAGGUGGUGGCGGUGGACGGCGACGCGGGCCAGAACGCCUGGCUGUCGUUCCAGCUGCUCAAGGCCACGGAGCCCGGGCUGUUCGGCGUGUGGGCGCACAGCGGCGAGGUGCGCACGGCUCGGGCGCUGAGCGAGCGCGACGCGCCGCGACACCGGCUGGUGGUGCUGGUGCGGGACAAUGGCGACCCGCCGCUGUCGGCCAGCGUCACGCUGCACGUGCUGCUGGUCGAUGGCUUCUCGCAGCCCUACCUGCCGCUGCCCGCCGCGCCCGACGCCGCCGCCGCCGCCGCGGCGCGGCCCGAGCGCCUGACCGUCUACCUGGUGGUGGCCUUGGCCGCCGUGUCAUCGCUCUUCCUGUGCUCGCUGCUGGCCUUCGUGGCCGCGCGCCUGUGCCGGCGGGCCGGAUGGGCUGAGGCGGUGGCGGCGGGGGCGGGGUCGGGGCCCGAGGGACACUUUCCGGGACACCUGCUGGACGCGGGCGGCGGGGGGACCCUGUCGCACAGCUACCAGUAUGAGGUGUGUCUCGCGGGGGCCCCUGGGACCAAGGACUUCAAAUUCCUGAAGCCGGUUGUGACUGACUUUCCUCCCCAGGCUAAUGGAGCCGAAGUGGAGGUAAAUCCCACCUUUCGAAAUAGUUUCCUAUUCAGUUAGGUAUUUGAUCAUUCUAGUAAUCUCUGUUUAGUCCUAGUAAUCUCUGUUUAAUCCUAGAAAUCGCCUAGUAUUUUUAUAAUAUUUUUAUUUUAUUUCUUUACUAUUGGAUGGAGUUAGAGAAAUUGAGAAGGGAAGAGAUUGGGGUCCUGUAAAUUGUAAUGUGUGCCCUUAACCUGUUGCGCCACCUCCUGGCCUCCAGUAGUAUGUUACUGAUAAUCUGUUGUUCACUUCUUAUGGGGAAAUUAUUCUAAAGUUACAUACUGUGUCUACAACAGUGGUUUCCCUAUAAUUUCUUAGUAGAUUUUCUUACACUCACUCAACUCUCUUUGACAAUCUGAAUAAAAAUUAUGUAUUAGCAUGGUUAAAUUUGAAUUUCAUUCAUCUAUCAGUUUUUACAAAUGUCUUGAAAGUCUUAAUUAUGCUGUGUUUCUAACCAAUUGUCCUUAUUACAGUUAUGUUGUCAUGUAAACAUAUUAAAAUAUUAUAAUGAUAUUUAAUCUUCCAGUUCCUGGUGCGAGUCACUCCUGACCUUCCACCCAAAGAACCUUUUUAUUUUCUUUAAGAUUUUUAACUUUAUUUAAAUACUUUGACAGGACAGAGAGAAGUUGAGCAUGAACGGAGAGGGGGAAGAGAGAGGCAUCUCUUAUGUUUGGUAAAAGAGAAUGGUAUCUAGAGAGGAAAGAAAGUAAAAGUGAGAAGGGACAGGAAAUUGAGGCAGAAAACUAAUAACACUAAGAAUUGGUUAUAAAUUUAUCAGUUUGGUUUGGUGGUGUUGCCCACCCCCAUUUUAUGGUGAUACUUGGGUUUGAACUUGAGACAUUUGGUGUGUCAGGGAUGGAAGUCUUUUUGCAUAACCGUUAUAUUAUUUCCCCAGCUCUUAGACCUGUCAGUUCUCAAUGUCAAUGUCUUCUAAGUCCACAAUGUAAUUAUCUUUGACUAUAACAAUAAAGCUUCUGUUUUUUAUUAAUACAACUUCUUUAUUUAACCAGUCUUGAAGAGGGAGAUCUUUCUUGAAACAAAAAGACAGGAAAGAUACAGUCUUGACUAUUUAUUAGACUAUAUGCCAUCAAACCUAUCUUCCAUUUACUCUUUUAAAUAAUAACUCAGUCAACAAAUGGAAUAAAAGAUUCUUAAGUUAGUAUCAACUAAUUUAUACUAGGGGAUUUUGUUAUGGACUUGAUUUUGUAUAUGACAGCAAAAGGUGACAAGGUUUUAUGAAAUGUAUUGAUGUUAAAAAGAUUUCCUUUAAUUUUUCUGCCACAGGGUCAGUUAAAAAGUACUUAUUUGCUUUUAUAAAGGACAGGGUCACCAGAACAUCACUUAGUUCUGACAUAUGGUGGUGCCAGGAAUGGAAGCUGGGGUCUCUGGCAUGCAAGUUCUAUGCUUUAAUAAUGCACAGUUUCCCUUGCCCCGGUACUGAUUUCUAAUAAUUUUAUUUAUAUUUUAGUAGAGCAGGAAAUUUGCCCCAAAAUAACUGAUGGAAAUAAAAAACUAACUUUGUUCUGUUUGCUUACUGACACAGAUAUCAGGUUUAUGUAAUAUAAUAAAGCACUGUGUAACACAAUCUUUACACCUUGGUCCAUGCUAUUUUCCUAGUCAGUCAGGUAACUGCUAUGUCAGGAUAUAUAGUACAGUGUAUUACUUAAGUUUUAUUAUUAAAAUAGAGGCUAUAGUUUGUUUUUAUCCUUAGGAAUAAAUGAUUUUCAGUUCCAUGUUAAGAUAUCAGGAUUCUAUAAUCACAAGAGGUAUAUGCACUGCUUGCUAAGAAUGAGUUGUGGUCUUUCCUAAUUGAUAAUAAGUUUAACCUGCUGUCAGAAGAAUCUUAUUUUCUUUGCUGUUUAACUUUUUUUCUCUUUAACUUCAGCCCUUUAUCUUUGUGGGAUUUAAUGACUUCAGUAAAUCUCAGCUUCUAUGUAUAGAACUUGCAUAUUAAAUAUGUAUAUUUAAAUUAAUUUUAAUAAUGUAAUUAGUAACAAAUGUGGGUGCUUCUUACAAGUUGUCUUGGAUAAUGGAACAAAAUGCAUGUACACAGAGCUACAGAGGCAUUCUUCUUAGAUAAUCUUUUCAAAUGAGUUAUCUACAACUCCUUAAGCUGUCUAUUGAUUCUGUUGAGUAUGUAUAAUAAACUGA
This is a messenger RNA of Erinaceus europaeus (western European hedgehog), 4800 nucleotides long. RefSeq names its product protocadherin beta-16-like. Bases 229 to 2670 code for a protein of 813 amino acids. Gene Ontology annotation, biological process: homophilic cell-cell adhesion. Lineage: Eukaryota; Metazoa; Chordata; Mammalia; Eulipotyphla; Erinaceidae. Gene Ontology annotation, molecular function: calcium ion binding. Gene Ontology annotation, cellular component: plasma membrane. The transcript is spliced from 2 exons. The record is from RefSeq and is a predicted model, not a curated record.